This is a messenger RNA of Aspergillus uvarum CBS 121591, 1140 nucleotides long. RefSeq lists its product as uncharacterized. The record is from RefSeq and is a predicted model, not a curated record. The annotation marks the transcript as partial. The transcript has a single exon. NCBI's taxonomy places the organism in Eukaryota, Fungi, Ascomycota, Eurotiomycetes, Eurotiales, Aspergillaceae.
CUGGCUACUCCAGCGCCAACGUGACGCAGCGGGCAACAAAUAUCAGUUCAAAUCGAUCAUCGCCGGGCCAGUACUGCCGCCCCCAAGCAUGCGUCCACCUCGCACUUUCAUCGUCAAGCUACCGCGCCACAGACCUGUGACUACCGCCGACUCUGGUACUCCAAAGCAGCUCGACAUAGCGGAAACGGACCGCUGGACCGUAUGCCUGGACGACAUGGUGCUGCAGUACAAGAAGCCCGAUACCUACGAGAUAUUGCCAUUCGCACAGCUGAGCCCGCGUCUCACCUGCACAGAGUCUUCGGAGUCGGACAAGCUUGUCAACCGCCAGAGCUCUUCCUCUACAACGAACGCCACGACUGCUCUUACCGGCCUUACCCGCCCAGCUAAGCGACCUCGCUCCGAGGCCAGCACGCUGCCCGCCACACCUAAGGAUACUUCAACGGCCAGUAGCCCGAACGACUUCUUCAGUCCUCCAAGAGCGUCCGAUUCCUCUACCAAACAGACUACCCCGGCGCCUAGCAUUCAAACGACAGGCAAAGGCAAAGGGAAAAUCAAGCAUGCUGAUGCAGAAAACUUGAAGGACCCGGCCAGCAUACCUAGCAUCAACAGCCCCCCCAACAUACUUCAAGUAGAGGAAGCCGUCCGAAACCAUUGCAAGCGUCGCCGGACCACUCCACAUAAACAGCUCUUAUCCAAACUCUGUGACUCUUUCAUGCAGACCAGAAAGCAUUUUGGCACAUACCUUGCAUCUUCCAUGGAGGCCGAGAAACGCCACGAGGAGUAUGCGAGGGCGCUUGAACAGAGACAGAAAGAUCACGACGCGUAUAUGGAGGCAACCAUCGGGACAAUCAACGAGAUCCAGACCUGUGUCGCGUAUCUCCAGAAGGAACUAGGCGGUGACAAGGAACCUGUUGUGAGCGGAGAGCAGUCUGUCAAAAUGAACAGCAUGGAGGAGGUGGUGGACGACGAAACAGACGCAGAAGCGAAAGAAGAAGAUGAAGAAGAAGAUGGUGACGCUUCUGUGGCGGAUCUUGGGGAGGCUGGGUCGGUUUACACUGAAAUAGGCUAGGCUUGCUUGUUGUGUAUGGCUUCCCGCGAUGGGGACGACAGAUGGGGCCAGGUGGAGUCUACGGAGUGAGG